Rubroshorea leprosula is the source of this 4858-nucleotide messenger RNA. The record is from the annotation of a GenBank genome assembly. Lineage: Eukaryota; Viridiplantae; Streptophyta; Magnoliopsida; Malvales; Dipterocarpaceae.
AAUAAGGAUCUUUAGAUUGACACAGGCACUGAUGGCGAGUACUAGGGUUAGGGCGAGAGGCGACGCGUCUUGGGGCAGCGGCAGCAGGCGGCAAGGGUACAACCGGAGGUUCGCGGAGUAUGGGUACUGGCGAAAGGGACAGGUGGAAUCGUUCUUCUUCUACAAUUUUCCAGAGAGUUGGGAUGCAAAGGCUAUGUGGCAUCGUUUUCAGGAGUAUGGAAAGGUGACUGAUGUGUUUGUGCCAGGGAAGAGGGAUAGAAGGGGGAAACGGUUCGGCUUCGUUAGGAUGGAAGGGGUGCAAGAUGUGAAACAAGUGGAGGAGAAGCUGAAUAGGAUAUGGAUUGGAUCGUAUAAGCUAAGGGUUAGAUUAGCGGUAGAUAGGGGACAGCAUCGGCUGAGUAUUCAGGGGAAGGCAGGAGUGCAGGUAAAUAUUAGAGAACAAAGAUAUGUACAACCAGGGAAGUCCUUUGUUCAGGCAGUUCUGGGUCAUUCUUCGAAGGCAGGGGAGGAUCAGGCUCUAAUUAAGACAGUUGACGGGCUGCCGAAAGGAGAAGCAGUGGAUAGAGUCUCUAGCAAUCAGAUGAUGCCGGAAAUCCCUGCAGUGAGUGGUGCAGCAAUUAAGACGGGAAAUGUAAUGGUGGAGAGUAUGAGGGAGGAGAUCAUUGAAUUUGCUCCAUUACAUGAGGAAAAGCAGUGGUUGGAGGGGAGUAUGGUGGCAGUGGUAAGAUCAAUGUCACUGAUCUCUACUAUUCAAGAGAGAAUAGAUGUGGACGGAGGUUUGAUCAAUAUCUCACCACUGGGUGGCCGGAGUUUAUUGCUUACUGAGCGUUCGAAGGGAGUCUUGGGUGAGUAUCUACAACAACAUAAGGAUUUAUUUGAUCUUUGGUGUGAGGAUAUUAAUCCAUGGGCAAUGGCUACACAGCAGAGUGCUCGUAUGGUUUGGCUACGAGUUUCGGGAGUUCCGUUGAAAGCAUGGUGUGACCGAUGCUUUGAGACGAUAGGAAGUUCUGUAGGGGAAGUGUUAAAGGUGGAGGAUGAGAUGUUUGAGGUCAGGAUAGCGGAGGAAGAAUGGCGCGCCGACCCGGACUGGUGGUUGGCUGAUGAAGAUCGACGGGAUGCGCCGGAAACAGAAUCGGAGUCAGGUUCCGAAUUUUUCUUGUCGGUUAAUGGUGAGGAGGAUCAUGAAUUAAGGCUUGACGUGAUUCGUGGCACUGAUGAAGAUGAUAGUGAUGAGGAUCGGUUACACGAGGAGGGGAUUUUGUAUUCAAACCCAGUUGACGGACAGGCUGGCAACGAAGUGGGUAGAGAAAAGGAGGAUGGGCCAGAUGGGCCUGGAGUUGAAACGGGCUUGAAGGAGCCUUCGUGUGAAAGGCUAGAAGUUGAGAAGGGGAGGGGCCCGUGUGUAAGUGGGCUUGUAGUGCAGGAAACAGGGCACCCGGUGCAGCAGGAUAUGGGUAAAACAGGGGAGAUGUAUGAGACAGAGCAAAAAGAAAUUAGCUCUGCUCGGUUGUUGGGAUUUAGGGAUUUCAGAGAGAAAAGGAAAAAAGAUCUAAGAGAGUGCUAUUCGAAAGAAAAAGAAGCUAGCCGUGAAGGAGGAGAGUGGGGUUCCAAAAAGCUGAAGUGUAAUUUUGUCAAUGUUUAUGCACCAACAGAUAGACAUAAGAAAGUGAGGCUGUGGGCAGAACUACGACAAAGAAUAAUGGAUGAGGAAGGUAGAUGGCUGAUUGUAGGAGAUUUUAAUGCUGUGAGGUGUAUAGAAGAAAGGAGAGGUAGGACAGGGGAGUCUCCAGAUAUGAAGGAAUUCAACAAUUUCGUAGUGUCAACUGGGCUGGUGGAUCUUAAAUUGUCAAAUAGGCGAUUUACAUGGUAUAGGCCUGAUGGAUCAUCUAUGAGUCGUUUGGAUAGGGCAUUAUUGUCAGGACCAAAACCAUUUCGAGUCCUUGAUGCAUGGCAACAGCACCCGCAGUUCAAGAAGGUGGUGGAGGAUAAAUGGAAGGAUCUUAAGGUGGAGGGGUACGCUGGAUACAGAUGCAAACAGAAGUUGAAGUGGUUGAAAGAAUUCUUGAAAGGAUGGAAUAAGGAGGUGUUCGGGAACAUGGAAUCCGAAUUCCAAAAUGUUGCUCAUAAAGUGGCCCAGAUUGAUAUGAAGAAUGAAAUGAGGGAGCUGGCGGACAGAGAAGUGAUUCAACGGAAGGAAGGUUUUCAGGAGAUAUGGGAAAUAUUGAGGAAAAGGGAGGCUAUAUGGAGACAAAAAUCUAGAAGUGAGUGGGUUAAGCUGGGUGAUCAGAACUCAAGAUUCUUUCACAAAAUGGCUAAUGGAAGGAAAGCCCAGAAUAGCAUCCCGGGUUUAUUGUGUGAUGGUAGAUGGGUGGAGGAACCAGAUAUGGUAAAGACAGAGGUGUUUAAUUUUUUCCGGAACAUGUUUCAGGAGGAACAUUGGAACCGACCCAAGCCAACGAACCUAGUAUUCAAGAGGAUUUCUGAUGAGCAGAGACUGUGGCUUGAACGACCUUUUUCCGAUGAGGAGAUCGAAGAAGGGCUAAAGAGCUGCGCUGGCGGUAAAGCGCCAGGACCUGACGGGUAUAAUUUUAAUUUCCUUAAGCUAUUCUGGAACUGUAUUAAGGAAGAUUUUGUUAACUUCUUUCGGGAAUUCCAUCAGCAUAGUAGAUUGGUGAAGGGGUUGAAUUCUUCUUUUCUUGCAUUGAUUCCUAAGAAGUUGAGCACUAGGGAGUUAAAAGACUUUAGGCCUAUUAGUUUGAUUGGUUGCAUGUAUAAAUUGCUGGCUAAAGUAUUGGCUAAUAGGCUUAAGGUAGUUAUGCCAGAGAUAAUUGGAGAAGCUCAAUCCGCUUUUGUGGGGGGGCGACAAUUAGUGGAUAGUGUCCUGGUCCUAAACGAGGUGGUUGAUGAGGUUCGGAUUAGGAAGAAAUCAGCUUUUCUGUUCAAGGCAGAUUUUCAGAAAGCAUAUGAUUGUGUUAGUUGGUCGUUUUUGGAUGGGAUGAUGGAUGGGUUUGGUUUUGGGGCCAAAUGGAGGGGAUGGAUUAUGGAGUGUCUCUCAACUGCUAGAGUUUCAGUGCUGGUUAAUGGAAGCCCGACAGAGGAAUUCGAUGUGGAGAAAGGGCUAAGGCAAGGGGAUCCUUUGUCCCCUUUCCUAUUUUUGAUGGUGGUGGAAGGCUUAAAUGGGUUGGUCAAAAAAGCAGAGAAUGAGGGGUUACUACAUGGUAUUGAAGUUGGUAAAAAGGGGUUGGUGGUUUCUUUGUUACAGUUCGCGGACGAUACAGUUUUUCUGGGUCGUCUCACGUUGCUUAAUUCGGUACUUUCUGCACUUCCUACUUUUUUUAUGUCUUUGUUUUUAAUGCCAAAGUCUGUGCUUGACCAAUUGAUUAAGAUUCAAAGGGAUUUUUUAUGGGGUGCAACGGCGAAUAAGAGGAAGAUAGCAUGGGUGAAAUGGGAUGCGAUCUGUUGUAGUAAGGAGAAAGGAGGACUAGGUGUUCCGGAUAUGCGUAGGAGGAAUUGGGCGUUGUUGGGGAAAUGGUGGUAUAGGUUAGGAGAUGGAAGGGAGGGGUUAUGGAAGAGGGUAGUGAAAGAUAAAUACUAUGGCGGUGAAGGGGAGGUUAGUUUAAUAGAUGUGGAUACUUUGAGGUUGUCUAAAAUCUGGGGAGACAUCUUAUGCAUAAGUGGGCAAUCAGCGAAGUUAAAAAAUAUGUUGGUGAAGGGGUUUCGAUGGGAGGUGGGGGACGGAUGUCGGGUGGGUUUUUGGAGAGAUAUGUGGGUGGGGAACAAAGCUCUGCGAGAUUCGUUCCCAAGACUCUUCCAGUUAGCAGAAAAUAAGGAUGGCAAGGUUAGGGAGAAUGGGUCGUGGGAAGGGGAUAGAUGGCACUGGGUUAUGAAAUGGCGGAGAGAGAGAAGGGGUCGCGAGAAGGAUGAGGAGAAGAAGUUACGGGAGGUGUUGGGUAGUGUACAGAUUCGGCAGACUGAAGUAGAUAAUUGGCAGUGGACUUUUGAUGUAGGAGGUAGAUAUACUGUGAAGACCGCAUAUGAUCUUUUAGACUCGGUGGAUUCCUUGCUUGAAGGCCAUUUGUGCAAAUUAGUGUGGUGUGAGAUGGUGCCAUCAAAAGUGAGUAUUUUUGGGUGGAGGCUUUGCCUUGACAGAUUGCCAACUAGGUGGAAUUUGCAAAAGAGAGGGAUGGUGCUCCUAGGCGAUGGCAUGAAAUGUGGACUUUGUCAGGAGGGUGUGGAGGAUGUAGAUCAUCUAUUCUGCACAUGUAAGUCAGCUUGGCUAGUGUGGGUUAAGGUGAUCCAGUGGUGGGGCUUGGAGGUUGUGAUGCCGGAUAAGGUGAGGGGUGUGGUAGAUUUUUUCAUUUGGUGCAUGGGAAGCUUGGUGGGUAAGAAGAUGGGAGCAUGUAUAUUUCUUGUUGUUGCGUGGUAUAUAUGGUAUUGGAGGAACGUCUUGGUUUUUCAGCAGCAUGGGGAUAUCAGGGAGCAAUUGUUAGAAUUAAUUCAAGAUAAAUCCUAUUUAUGGAUCAGAAACAAGGUAGAGGGGUCUGUUUUUUCUUUUGUUCAGUGGCAAAAAAAUCCAGUGGAAUGUGCAAGGGAACUGACCCGGUACAAGAGGUCUUUGAAGGUGUUUAAGCAGCAACAGGGGAGACGUAUUCAUCCUGGCUUGCCUGAGGCUGAGAUGUAAAGUGCAGAGCAUGGGGUGCGGCUUGAUUAGUUAUAUUGAGCUGUUUUAUCUUUUUCUUUGUGCUGUUGGCUGUCUUUAGAUUAUGGACUGUUUGGGUUGUGAAGUUCCUUUUAAGUGUAUAAGGGCAGGAGCACCCCUUGUGCUCCAUUAAAAAAUUAAUAAAUAAUUUUCUUUGCU